AUGCCACGCCGUCCCGUCCGCAUCGCUAACUGCUCGGGCGCCUCGCCGGACCCGGGCGACUUCAUGCUGCACCAGGCCGUCUCCGGGCCCGUGGACGUCAUCACCGGCGACUACCUAGCCGAAGCCAACCUGGCCCAGCACGCCUCGGCGUACUCCCGCGGUGCGCACCCGGGCUGGGUGGCCUCGGCCUGGGACGGCCUGCAGAAGUCGCUGGGCGCCAUCGCCGAGCGCCGGAUCAAGGUUGUCAUCAACGGCGGGGCGCUGAACCCACGGGGCCUCGCCGAGGCGACGGACAAGCUGGCCCGCGAGAAGGGCCUCGGGCUCAGGGUGGGCUGGGUGGACGGGGACGACCUGAUGCCCAGGGUCCGGGACCUGCUGAGGAGGGACGGCCAGGGGCGGCUGCCGCACCUCGACGGCGGGAGCGAGGAGGUGAGGCUCGCGGGGGGCACGGACGGCUUCCUGGAGGACCCGGAGAAGCCCAUCGUGGCCGCGAAUGCUUAUCUGGGCUGUCGGGCCAUCAGGAAGGGGCUGGACGAGGGCGCCGAUAUCGUCAUCUGCGGGAGGGUUGCGGAUGCAAGCCCCGUCAUGGGCGCGGCGGCUUGGUGGCAUGGGUGGGGGGACGAUCGGUUCGACGAGUUGGCGGGCGCGCUCGUCGCGGGACAUCUGAUCGAGUGUAGCACGUACGGCACGGGCGGGAACUUUCCCGGGUUCGACGAGUACCCGGUCGAGGACCUGUUGAACUUGGGGUGUCCCAUCGCGGAGGUCGACGAGAAAGGAGAGUGCGUCAUCACAAAGCACGAAGGACUCAACGGCCUCAUGACCGAAGAGGUGGUCAAGUGUCAACUGUUGUACGAACUACAGGGGACCAUCUAUCUCAACAGCGAUGUCAAGGCAGAUAUCAAGGGGAUAGUGGUGAAGCAGGUUGAGAAGAACCGUGUCCACGUCUCGGGCGCGAGGGGCUCUCCACCGCCCCCGACAACGAAAUUGGCAGUCUUCUACAAAGGAGGCUUCCAGGGAGAACUGACAGUAAACGCGACAGGCUAUGCAGUUGACCAGAAAUACGACUUGCAAGAGGCGCAGCUCGAGGAUAAGAUAAAGGAAUGGGGUCUCAUGAAGCAUGUCGACCUGAUCGAGUUCCAGCGUGUGGGCAUACCGCAGCCAAACCCCAAGAGCCAGCUAGCCGCGACGACAUACUUGCGGAUCGUCAUCCAGGCGGCCAAGGCAGAUACGAUCAAGGCAGUCUUGUAUGGAAUCAUGUACAACUUUAUGCAACAUUUCCCGGGCAUGAGUUGUACCCUCGAUUGGCGGCUGAUUUCGGAUCCACUACCAUUUCUAGGAUACUUCCCGGCAUUGGUCAGGCAAGAAGAGAUAAAGGAAGCUGUGAACGUCAUAGGGAAGAACAACAGCAGCAUCCGCAAGUUCGAGGUGGGGGUGCCGAUAAAGACCGAACCACUACAGCCCAGAGAUAAUUACGAGACUCUGUCACCUCGAAAGCUCAAGGAUUUUGGGCCAACAAGAAUGCUACCGGUUGGGGAUGUUCUCCUCGCUCGUUCUGGAGACAAAGGGGGGAACGUCAAUGUGGGAUUCACACCUAGAGCCUACGCAAACAACGACGACACAUGGGACUGGAUGAGAAGCUUCCUCACAAGGGCGAGGAUCAAAGAUAUGAUGGGCGAAGACUGGGAAGACUGGUACCACAUUGAACGUGUGGAGUUUCCGAUGAUCAGAGCCGUUCAUUUCGUGGUGUACGGUGCUCUGGGAAGAGGGGUUAGCAGCUCUUCACGGCUGGACAGCCUCGGGAAAGGGUUUGCAGAGUUUCUCCGCUCAGUGCAUGUUCCGGUGCCUGUGCGUUUCGUCAAGCAGCACGUAGCCAGCAGGUUGUAG
This is a messenger RNA of Truncatella angustata, 1884 nucleotides long. RefSeq lists its product as uncharacterized. The record is from RefSeq and is a predicted model, not a curated record. The transcript has a single exon. NCBI's taxonomy places the organism in Eukaryota, Fungi, Ascomycota, Sordariomycetes, Amphisphaeriales, Sporocadaceae. Bases 1 to 1884 code for a protein of 627 amino acids.